Molecule: messenger RNA, 2234 nt
Organism: Pisolithus orientalis
Lineage: Eukaryota; Fungi; Basidiomycota; Agaricomycetes; Boletales; Pisolithaceae
Exons: 3
Coding region: 178-2133 (651 amino acids)
Molecular function (GO): protein binding
Source: RefSeq, a predicted model, not a curated record
GCCUCAUCUAUAGAAUUACAUCUACGUCUUUUGAAAUACAGCUGUUCCCUACAAGACUACUGCCGAAGCGAAGCGAGGUGAAGGGUCAUACACAGGCGAAGUUUUAGGCACGGUUGAGCAUGUACCGUCCAGGAUGCUCUGCAAGGGCCUUCGCCGGCUUCAAUCGAAGUGGAGACAAUGCCUUAUCCACGGGCGCAACCAGACUUGUCUGUAUUCGAAGAUAUGACAGAUGAAUACAGUUCUAUGUCGACGCCAGCCACGCCGGUAUUCACUCCACUCUCGUCUGCAGACACGUUGGCAGCGCUGGUACGCAAGGGUGACUUCAGAGGUGCUGAGAGGCUACGUCGAGAGAUGAUAUCCCACCGAAUACCCAUUGCCCGCGAUAGUCUCUACCAAAAGGCAGCGUUGAAUGUCAUUCGCGAACGACGUCCACACCUGAAACCUCGCGAUCGAAUACAAGCCUUUCAAGCUUGGAUGUCCCUUGUACCGGAUCGCGACGAGCAGGUAUGCACCUUCUACGCCAUCCGCCAGCACAUUUUUCGCAGUAUGGAUCAUCUCAAUUUGGACGUCGUACAUUGUUUUGGUCGUGUACUGGCUGCCAAGGGCUACUUUACCAAUGCCGGAGUGUUGCAGGUGGUUGCGACCUUGGCGCAGUACACCUCGCCUGCGGUAACGGAGAGCUACCUACAAACGUUGGAUACACGGUGCAGAACUCUCUCGGCUGCUUCGGGUGGGUUCUCAGCGGAGACCCUCAUGGAAGCCCCAUUUAACGUGGCGAUCAAGAAACAUGCAGUGGCCCGUCGAACAGACGCUGCCUUGCGUCUCGUGAAAAUCGCAUGCGAACGAAGAAUUCCAAUCUCACACGACACACUCCAGGCCGUCCUUAAGCAUGCCCCAAACCACCAGCAUGCCUUAGCGGAGAUCCGCACUCUCUAUCCUACAUUCUCAAUAGACCUCACUGCCCCCUCCCACUCGACGCCUCAGCGUGAUGUGAGUGCAGUUUCCGGCGAACUCGGGGACCUCCCUUCACGACUUCGGGCACUUCGGAAAGCUUUUCGUUCUUCAACACCUCCCCCGCCUUAUGUUUUGCUCCGCUUUAUCACAGAUUGUUGUGAGCGCGGUAGAUUCCACACCGUUUCCCUUCUGCGAAAAUUCGCCUUUCGUCAAUCCUCCAGAUCAGCAGCUUCGUGGGUGCUCUCCGAAAUGCUGUACCACCGCGAGCGGAGAGAACACUUGCGCGUGCUCGCUGCCUUCGCCAAGUAUUUCUACCUAGUUGGUGUACCUCGAAAGUCUGUCCUUUCGCUUUUGCGUGGUUCUGCCGGAAAAUCCAUCCGUCCGCAUGCGAAGAGUUUCGGAUUUGGUAUUUCUUAUCGCGUACAUUUUCCGCCAUAUCCCCUGAAGCAGCGACUGUGGCCCAUGCGCUCUCAUACCGCUCUCGUAUGGGAAGCGCUCGUGGCAGUAUCAGGAACCCAUGAGCGGAAACGGUUAUAUGGGUUGCUGCUGCAGCUCGUGGAGGGCGCGAAACGGGCUGGUGAAAAUACCAAACCCGCGUUGGGUGAAGGUUCUCCGGAUGUAUCGGAGGGGCAUCAUUCCAAACCUGCAUUGGAGCUCUCUCCAUCCUCGUUCGACUCGGCACACUUUUCUCCUUUUAUCAAGGUCCACGCGUCUCGAGAACGACCGGAUUGUGCGGCUCAAGUAGUGGCCGAUAUGGUGGCCAAUGGGAUCCAACCUAGCAUCGUGCAAUGGAGUAUGAUCGCUCGUGCCUAUGCGCAAGGUGGCGAUGCCACUACCGCACUGAGGGUCCUCGAUCAGUUGGAGGCUGGUGAGCGUGGGAGUGGCAUAGAUCCACCAGAUGGAGGGAUAUAUGGGAAGGCCGCGGAGGACCUGGACGGGACAAAGCGGAAAAGCGAAGAAGUCUCUCAUCGUAAUUUGCAACAACAACAGCCCCCUUCAGAUGGCCUAUUUGGUAUUUUUACGAAUGUGCUGCGGGGAUUUGUUCUUGCAAAAGAUGUCGAGCAUGCGCGCAGAGUCAGAUUGCGGCUAACGGAGGGUCUUGGGUAUCAAGUGGGUAAACGACCGGCAACCGAUGCUGUUAUCGAGAUGCUGACUGCGCUGGAAACGGGAAAAACCUGAACUCCUGAUAUAUACACAUACAAGAUUUGUUGCGUGGCGCAUACUGGUGAUCUUGGUGCAUUUACGACCCUUGUUACCUCUUGCAUCUGUGCUGCGCCAUG